Lacerta agilis (Sand lizard) is the source of this 1537-nucleotide messenger RNA. RefSeq names its product coiled-coil domain containing 198 (gene CCDC198). The coding region runs from base 425 to 1324 and encodes 299 amino acids. The transcript has 6 exons. Lineage: Eukaryota; Metazoa; Chordata; Lepidosauria; Squamata; Lacertidae. The record is from RefSeq and is a predicted model, not a curated record.
UGUGAGGGAGUUGCCAUGGGGAUGGGUGCAUUUUUGGCUCUUGUGUGCGUCAGGGAGCGUCCUGAGGGAAAGAUUCCACUGGGAGACCAUUGGUAGGUUGCGUUAGAAAUCCAGUUUUGUCUCAAAAGGUGGUCGGUCGAACGAGUGGCUCUGAAAACCUGUCGAUUUUUUUCCUUCUUGGGCUUCACCCUUCCUGGUGGACAUUGAACUCUGCGUUUUGAACCCGUCUUCAGCUUCAAACCUGGAAAUGUCACCCCACUGCAUGGAGGAAUUCUCAGGCUGCGGGUUCCGCCCUUUUGGAUCUUAUCCCUAUUUUGACGACUCCACACUUUUGGACCUGGGGAAUGGAAUGUAGGGCAGUUUUGGGAGUCGGGGCCCUUGGCUGUUCUUUCUUCCCCAGAGUGACUCACCGCUGUCCAGAAAGAUGGGCUUGAAUUCCUCAAAGACCCACCGGAAGGUGACUAAAGUCGCCCCUAUGCCGGUGAAAGAAGAGUGGCCGCAGCUCCCGGGCAUGGUGGCCGUCUACACAUUCCAGAGCCCUCAGACGGGGACAAGUCGAAACACAUUUUCCUCCUGGACGGAGAGGAAUCUGGCAUCAGACAGGCACCUUCCGCCCCUGAGAGAAAUGGGAGCAGGGGCAUAUCCCACAGUGCCGAGGUCCGUUCCGCUAGACCUGAAGAUGGAAGCGGGAGGAGAAAGCAUCAUCAAACAGCAUCCUCCCCGAAGACCCCAGAAGUUGGAGCCUUUCAUUCUUGCAAAGGACAUCCCUGCAGACAAGUUCUUAAGCCUGCCGUGUGGCGGAGCAGCAUACAAAGCAAAGGGGCAAGAUAAAGGAGGGAAAACUGUUCUGCAACCCGCUGGAAGACGGCAGUAUCUACUGAAGAUGAAGAUGCUGGAACAAAGGAAAGAGGCAGAACUGAAGAGAUGCUUGCAGCGGGAGGCAAGACUUAACAAGCCAAAAGCGAGGGAGCUCAGCAUCAGCGAAACUCUUGGGUGUGUGCCGGGAAAUAAUAGCUCCGAAGACGAGGAGCUUCUUGCCCUUGAGCGUGACCAGACAUUUGACGGAGACCAUGGCGAUCGGUGGAGCGGAGAAUUUCCAAAGGAGCUUGGACCUUCUGAACCCCAAGGACAGAGGGAUAAAGCGGAGACGUGGUUUCUAAAGCAGCAGGCAAGAAGGGAAUCUUUCUGGGAUGCAUCAAGCACGGACUCCGAGAACUGGGAAGGCGAUGGCGACUUGGGGAAACCUCGCCGGAGACCAGCCUUAGUGAGGACUAAGACGGAGAGGAUUGCUCUGUUCGACGAGUUUUUUGAUAGAGAGUUCUGAGCUAGAGAGUCACCCGAAAGCCCCCAGAGGGAAGGUCAGGUUGGUGAGGACAGAGCGAGCCUUCUAGCCAACAAGGAGAGACUGACACCGUCCCAUCUCACUUCUGCCAUGAACUCGCAAGCUUCUCUCUUGCUCUGCAAAAUGGGAGAUUUCAGCAACUUACCUUACAGGGUAGGUGUGUGAAGCGUUGGGCAUACUUGGAAGCGUUAUACC